AAGAUUGACGAGGAAUCAUAUAUUUCAUGUUAUAAUGAUAGUUGAAAUUCGAGAAUAAUGCAAAUUUGUGUUAGAAGAAAUCGACCGUUAUGCCACCGAGGAUUAAUCACCAGCAUCAGCCUCCUCGUUCCACUAAUCAAUUCCUACCCUACUUGGCCUUCAUCAUCUUUUCCGCCAUCUUCGUCUUCAAGUUGGACAUACUUAUUUCGCAGAAGAUCUUCACAACUGAACAUAAUCAAGAAAGGACAAUAUAUAAAAGCAUUAAUCAAUCAUCAGACAACACAGUUGAAGCUCGAAAUGGAACGUUUAACCAGCACUUCAUCGUGUCUUGGGGCGAGGAACACGCGCGUGUGCUGAACGAGGGAGAGCUCCUGACGUUGUCCCUUGACAGGAAAUCCGGCUCCGGCUUCCAAUCAAGGAGAGAGUUGUUGUUCGGAAAAGUGGACAUGCAAAUGAAGCUUGUCCCGGGCAACUCCGCAGGCACAGUCACAACUUAUUAUUUUUCAUCACAUGGCGACUUCCAUGACGAGAUAGAUUUUGAAUUUUUGGGGAAUUCAAGUGGAAAUCCGUACACACUCCACACUAACAUCUUCAGCCAAGGGAAGGGUGAGAGGGAGCAGCAAUUCUUUCUUUGGUUUGACCCAACUGCAGAUUUUCAUACUUAUUCCAUUCUUUGGAAUCCCAAAUGCGUUAUGUGGUUGGUGGACAACAUUGCUAUAAGGGAGUUCAGGAACAUAGAGAAUUUAGGCGUUCCAUACCUUAGAGAUCAACCAAUGAGGAUUUAUUCGAGUUUGUGGGACGCCGAGGAUUGGGCGACGCAGCACGGCCUAGUGAAGACCGACUGGAGCCUCGCCCCAUUCACAGCCGCCUACAGGAAUUACUCCCUAGACGGCUGCGUCUGGUCGCGGCUCACGAGAACCUCCUCGUGCACGGACGCCGACUUCUCCACGAAGGAAGUGCUCACCACGGAGCUGGACAGCCAGAGUAGGGCCAGGAUGAAGAAGCUGCAAAGGGACCAUAUGGUCUAUGAUUAUUGCAAGGAUAGAUGGAGGUUUCCUAAGGGCCCUGCCCGUGAAUGCAAACAUAAUUAGUUUCAUUGCAUUUUUUCAUUAUAAAAAAAACUAACUUGAUUGUCUUAGAUUAGAUUGGAGGGGACGGUUUUGUUCAUUUCACUAUGUGCAAUAGUAAUUGAAUUGUAUGAUUGAA
This is a messenger RNA of Salvia splendens (bonfire salvia), 1206 nucleotides long. RefSeq names its product probable xyloglucan endotransglucosylase/hydrolase protein 25. Lineage: Eukaryota; Viridiplantae; Streptophyta; Magnoliopsida; Lamiales; Lamiaceae. Gene Ontology annotation, molecular function: hydrolase activity, hydrolyzing O-glycosyl compounds; xyloglucan:xyloglucosyl transferase activity. The coding region runs from base 90 to 1091 and encodes 333 amino acids. Gene Ontology annotation, cellular component: cell wall; apoplast. The transcript is spliced from 5 exons. The record is from RefSeq and is a predicted model, not a curated record. Gene Ontology annotation, biological process: cell wall biogenesis; xyloglucan metabolic process.